This is a messenger RNA of Podarcis muralis (Common wall lizard), 2061 nucleotides long. The record is from RefSeq and is a predicted model, not a curated record. Lineage: Eukaryota; Metazoa; Chordata; Lepidosauria; Squamata; Lacertidae.
UGUAAAAAGAAACGAAACACGCCCAACUUCUAUACGCCUGCCUGGGCUGGCUUGCUUAAAAGCAGAAUGUUUUGAUCUGACACCCGGGAGUCACAGUUCAACUGAACUUUUGUCUCUCAGGUGCACAUUGCGCUCCCAUCCUUUCUGGAGAAUACAAAGUAAGCAAGGCGGCCCCAAAAUGUCCAGCUUCUCGUGUUUGCUGCUCUCCUUGCAGGGUGCAUGGGCAGCCGUGAUAAUCCAAGUCCCUUCAUCCCCAGUCCAGGCAGGGCCACACUCUAAUGUAUCCCUGCCUUGCCACUUCUCCUUAGACCCUCCCAGGCCCAUAAACGUUGAUUUCCUGAUUGUGAGAUGGUCGCUGAGAGGAAAAAACGUUGCAAAGUUCGAUACCAGCAUCACAGUGUUUAGACCGAGGGGAGCAGUGCUUGAUGCGAGGCGGCUGCCAGAGGGAAACGCCACCCUCUACCUCUCGGACGUAAGGGAGGAGGAUGCCGGGGAGUAUACGUGUUUUGUUCUCCAUACUCCUGACAGUGCUGAAGGGAAGGUGGCAUUGAAAUUAGAAGCUCCCCCACGCCUAACACUCGGCCCCACAGAAGUGCCGUUGGGAAAACCAAUCAAUUUGACAUGUACAGCAUCUGACUUUUACCCUGCCGGUGUCUCUGUGAAGUGGCUGCGAGGCAGUGAGACUGUGAAAGUUGACUCGCCCCCUGCCAAGCGUGGGACCAAUUACCUCUUCUAUGCAGAGAGUGUCCUGGAGUUCACACCACAAAUCUCCGACAUUGGUGUCACCUUCUCAUGCCACAUCCAACACCAAGCAGCAAAAGACCCAAUCCGUCAAGAUAUUAAGCUGAAGGUGGUAGCUCGCCCAGAACUUCAUAUGCUCACCAGGCCACCAGGGAAGAGGUUCUUGGUAGCGGAGUGCCUAGUGUGUGGGUUUUACCCACAAAAUGUUACAGUGCAGUGGCUGCAAAAUGGGGAGCCGAUACAAGGGAGAAUAUACGAGUCUGAACUUGAACAAAAUCCUAACGGGACGUUCUCAACCGGAAGCGUCUUCUUCCCAAAUCAGGACCAUUUUGCAGCCAGUUAUGCCUGCCAGGUACAACAUGAAGCACUGGAGGCACCACUGGAGGAGACGAUCCCCUGGAAGCCAGAAGGAUACUUUGGAUCACCGAUGGCUUGGCUUCUAGGAUCUCUGGGACACCUUGUGGGACUUGGCAUGGGAGUUGGAGCGAUGUUGAUGUACCAAAGGCGCAGAGCAGCCAAGUAUAAGCAAACUGAACCGAAUGACGAAACCCUCCUGAAGAUGUCGAAGGUCAAGAGGGAAAAUCCAGAUGAAGUUUUUGUUAUUUAACAGUCCACGGAAUGACAUUUUGGCACAGGGUUGUUCCAGGCAAUGAAAUAUUGUUCCAUUUCAUUAUGUAUUUCCUUAAAAAUGCAUUUCCAGUAUGAUAAUUGCAGGAGGCUUCGUUUUAAAGUCAAGGCGAUUUAAAUCAUUUAUAUUCAACCUUCCAUUUUGAAAUUAUAUACAUAUAGUAGAGCUCUGCACUCUUCGGGUAUUCUAAGAAACCAAGGAAUAUUGAGGCUUUUAAGAUGGAUAUUAUAAUUUGUUAGUUUCAGGGCUGUGCCUCUCCCAACCCAGGGCCCCAAACGAGCCCAAGGAACACCUGAUCCAGCCUGAUCUUCAUACUGAUGACCAGUUGUGUUGUGACAUACAAAAGAGUGCCUAGCUUGAGGGUUGGGCUACUGUUUAAUUAAGGUUAAUAAACCCUUCAUGUCAGGAGGCAGGUUGGGGAACAAGAAGUAGCAUCUCCUUGCCUCCCCGCUCUGACUGGAGCAUCGAGAGCAAGAGGGUUCAAUCCUGCCUGGUGCUGCUUCACCAACACAUUCCCCAGGCUGCCUCUCCUCUUUCUCCAUCAUUUCCUUCCCUGUCCCAGUUUGUGUGUAAUAUGAUUUCUUUUCUCCUUUAGUUUUUCACCUUAUACGCUGCAUUAUCUGUAUGGCUAUACUUUAGCUUCACCUGUUCCAAGUUAUGUUUCUUGUUUUCUUGUGUUCUGAAUUCUGUAU